Sphenostylis stenocarpa is the source of this 2445-nucleotide messenger RNA. The record is from the annotation of a GenBank genome assembly. NCBI's taxonomy places the organism in Eukaryota, Viridiplantae, Streptophyta, Magnoliopsida, Fabales, Fabaceae.
AUGAACACUGCUGUGGCGGCGUUACCACUGCCAGUAGACACGUCGCCAUCUGUGGUGAACAUGUAUAGAAUCAAGAAAGUUGCGGAGCGUUUGACUUUGCUUGCUCAACCUGGUAGCCGAGUGGAGUCUAGCGAAUUUUACAACCUCUGUCUGACCCUAGCUCGAGGCAUCGAUUAUGCACUUGCCAAUGGAGAAAUUCCAGGCAAUGUUCAGGACCUACCGUUGUUGAUGAAGCAGGUUUGUCAACUAAAGAUUGAUGAACUUUCACAAGCCGCAAUGAUGGUGUUGAUGGUAUCUAUAAAGGGUGCCUGUGAAAUUGGAUGGUUCCAAACAAAAGAUUCGGAAGAACUUCUUACUAUUGUGGAUGAGCCGGGAUAUGGAGCUUCUGUGGUCGAUUUUCAUAUUACCAAGAGUGAACAAAGUCCUAAAGACAAAAUUUUUUUAUUGGUGGCACAGAUAGAUAACAUUGAGACAUCGGCAUGCCUCAUAAGUCCUCAGCAAGUGAAUUUUCUCCUGAAUGGAAAAGGAAUAAUCUAUAGAACUAAUCUUCAUAUGGAUCCUGGACCGCAAAUGCCAACUGAUGUGACUGGUAUGCUUAAAUUUGGUACAAAUCUUCUUCAAGCUGUGGGCCAGUUCAAUGGUCGUUACAUUGUACUUGUUUCCUAUAUGAGUUUUACACCCUUGGAUGAGUAUCCAGUUCUUCAAGAUUAUCUCCAGCCUGCUGUUACCUCUUCUGAUUCUGCUUUGCACGUAUCAAGAUUCCUGUUAAAGGGCGUUCAUGCAAACAUUUCCAGGCCAUCCUGGCGCUGUCCUCAUUGCAAUCAGUAUGUCUGUUAUGCUGAUAUUCGUCUUGACCGAAACAUGGUUGAGAUCCUGAGAAAUGUUGGUGAGAACGUUACGGAAGUGAAUGUCCUUGCUGAUGGAUCGUGGAAGGCAGUACUGGAAAAGGAUCAUGAUGUAGAUAAGAUGCAAAAGAAGGCCCCCAACUGUGAAAAGGAUCAAACUGAACUACGAGAGUAUACUUGCUCACCUGGGACUGUUGACCUCACGGAUGAUGAUGAUCAUUUGGAGACAAUGGACUCUUCUUCAAUUGUAGAUACAAAACCUUUCCAGGCAUCUGUUCAAAGUCAGUCUGUUGCCCCAAAUUCAUCUUCCUUGGGUAUGAACUCUCCUGGUGUUCCUCGAAAUGUUGCUGCUCAAAUAGAUGACUUUUUGUCUGGGAUUUGUAGUGCCCGUAGUAGGUCUGAUGUCCCAAUGGUUGGUACCUCAGAGCCUCCUGGUCUGCCUGAUACCGUUUCUCCAGCAUUUAAUCAGGACUCUGGUGGCCGUGACAAUAGCCCUGUUGUUAACUCUGCCAUGCAUAAUCAAUUUUCGGCACCGAACAAUUUGCAGAUGCAGAUGAAUCAUAUGAAUUCAGUUAACGAGUAUGGUAGGUCAUCCUCAGUGCCAAGACAUAUUCAUAGAGCUCCAGUUGCUGUUCAGGCCCUCCCAGUCCAAUCUCAGGCAUUGGGACCUCAGCAAAAUCCAUUAACUAGUUUAAAUAAUUCCCUGUUAUCUAGCAAUUCCUCUUCUACUCCUCAUAUUUCGUUGCCCAGCUCUACCACUGUAGAUACUUUGAAUGUCAUACUAAGUGAUACUGAAAGACAGCAACGUUUUUCUCGAUCCCCAAUGAAUAUGCCUCAGGUCUCAGGUGUGAAUUCACCUUCAUUUCGGCAUCACACUGCAUCACAGAGUCGGGUACCAUUAGUGAACACGUCAGCACCAACUAAAAUGCAGAACCACUACAGAUCUAGCUCGUUAUCUGGUUUUAAAAAUCCACACUUGCAACAAGCUCUGAAUUCCCGGCCACCCCAACAGCCUUUAAAUCUACGACCACCGCCACCAACACGACCACCUACUACCCAAUGGUCCCAGCAAGGAGUUUCACAACCUGGGAAUUUUCAAGCGGCAGGUAGGCCUGCUGCACCGGCUGCCAGACAAGGCAUUUCCCAUGCUAGGAAUGUUCCUGCAGCUGGUACCACUACUCAUAGCCAACUACAAGCUAGGGGUUUGACUGCUAAUCAGCCUGCCAGACGGACACCACCACUAGUUUCGGUCCAAAAUCAAAGUAGUGUUGCAGGCACACCUUUUGCAACAGACAGUUUCCAGGGGUUGACAGGAGAUAAAAAAAGAGGAAAUACAGCACAGUCAGUUUCUAGGCCUGAUGAAUUAUUCAGUUCGCAAUCAGAACAGAAUUGGGCUCCCACUGGACGAAUGCGUGGAAGUCUAGAUUUAAGUCAGCCUUACGAUGAGUCUAUUGCGCAGCGAAUAAUUACGCCAACACAAACUCAAAGUUCAAGGCCACCCGCUCCACAACCUCUCCGACGGACCAGUGGGUCCACCCAACCGGAUGUUCUCGUUGCAAACCAUAGAAUUGCACAUGCUCAUAAUCGUACUUCCAGUUGA